Fusarium falciforme is the source of this 3321-nucleotide messenger RNA. RefSeq names its product Nucleolar GTP-binding protein 2. Gene Ontology annotation, molecular function: GTP binding; protein binding. Bases 1 to 3321 code for a protein of 1106 amino acids. Lineage: Eukaryota; Fungi; Ascomycota; Sordariomycetes; Hypocreales; Nectriaceae. The transcript has 4 exons. The record is from RefSeq and is a predicted model, not a curated record. Gene Ontology annotation, cellular component: nucleolus.
AUGGGUACUGGAAAGAAGGAGGCCACUCGGCGCGAGCGCCAGGGAAAGACUGGCGAUGGCCUCGGAAAUGUCAGGGUCAAGGGCGAGAACUUCUAUCGCGAUGCGAAGAAGGUCAAGCACCUGAACAUGUACAAGGAGGGAAAGGCGCAGAGGAAUGCCGAGGGAAAGAUUGUCAAGGCUGCGUCGUUCCAGUCGCGCGACAUCCCCAACGCCCGAAUCGAGCCGAACCGCAAGUGGUUUACCAACACCCGAGUCGUCUCCCAGGAUACCCUCAAGGCGUUCCGAGAGGCCAUGGAGGAGAAGGCCAACGACCCGUACCAGGUCCUGCUCAAGUCCAAUAAGCUGCCCAUGAGCCUGAUCCGCGAUGGCAAGGACACCACCAACGGCAUCAAGCAGCACAAGGCCAAGAUGACUGUCGAGACAUCACCGUUCGCAGAAGUCUUUGGACCUAAGGCGCAGAGGAAGCGAGUCAAGCUUAGUGUCAGCAACUUGGAUGACCUGGCGGACGACACUGAGAAGAGUAUGGACACCUACCAGGAGCGACUCGAACAGCAGAGGCUACUUAGCGGUGCCUCUGGAGACGCGGAGAACGUUGGCCUCGAUGACAAGCCACUCACGAUGGCGAUCGAGCCUGUGUUUGACAAGGGUCAGAGCAAGCGAAUCUGGAACGAACUGUACAAGGUCAUCGACUCUUCCGAUGUGGUCAUCCAUGUUCUCGACGCUCGAGAUCCUGUGGGAACACGGUGUCGCAGCAUUGAGAAGUAUCUCAAGGAAGAGGCUCCUCACAAGCACUUGAUCUUCGUCCUGAACAAGUGCGACCUGGUUCCUACCAGCGUUGCGGCCGGCUGGGUUCGCAGUCUAUCCAAGGAGUACCCUACCUUGGCUUUCCACGCGAGCAUCACCAACUCGUUUGGUAAGGGCUCGCUCAUCCAACUCCUCCGACAAUUCUCCUCCCUGCACUCGGACCGAAAACAGAUUUCUGUUGGUUUGAUUGGUGGCCCCAACACUGGAAAGUCCUCCAUCAUCAACACUCUCCUCAAGAAGAAGGUUUGCAACGUUGCACCUAUUCCCGGAGAGACCAAGGUCUGGCAAUAUGUCAGCUUGAUGAAGCGCAUCUACCUGAUCGACUGUCCCGGUAUUGUUCCUCCUUCCAGCACCGACUCUCCUACCGACCUGGUACUUCGAGGUGUGGUGCGUGUCGAGAAGGUGGAACAUCCUGAGCAGUACAUCCAGCCUCUCUUGAACAGAGUCAAGCAGCGCCAUAUGGAGAAGACAUAUGAGCUGAAGGGCUGGACAAACUCGACCGAGUUCCUGGAGCUUCUGGCCCGCAAGGCAGGUCGACUCCUCCGUGGAGGCGAACCUGAUCUGGAUGGAGUUGCCAAGAUGGUUCUGAACGACUUCAUGCGAGGCAAGAUUCCCUGGUUUACUCCUGCGCCAAAGGCCGAAGGUGAAACCGAGGACAAGGUUGGAGGCCGAGAGGGCAGACUGGGCGAGAUGCCUCGGAAGCGAAAGCAGGAAGACUCGGCUGAGGAUGAGGAUGCCUCUGCUGAGGCACAGCUGCAACAGGAGCUUGAUGCUGCCCUCGAGAAGGCUGAGGAGCAAGGAUCAGAUGAUUCUGAUUCGGAGUUUGAAGGAUUUGGAAGUGACACCGAAGACGCGCGGUCAAGGAAGCCGUCUUCCGGAGCCACUUUGGACGAGGAGAGCGAAGGAGAGAGCGCCUCAGACGAUGUGAUAUCGGUGGGCGGCUCGGAAGAAGAAGAGGAGGUGGAGGAAGAAGAGGAAGAGGAAAAGGCCUCUGCGCCAACAGUGAAAAACGAACCCCAAUUGCAGGACGACGGGGCGACACUUACACAGCCGAGCAGGGAGCCUGCGAUCACGAGAUCGGAGGCCACUCUAGACGAGAUGCCCAUAGAGAUUCUCCGUGACAUUGUCGACUACCUCUUUUUGCCUUUCGUACAGGACUGUCGUCCUUGGGAUAGCGAGUACGAAGACGAGUAUCGCACCAGGCCAUGGACCAUCACGCCGCAUGUCUCUGAUGUUUGGGGAGACAUGUCACGCUUGGCACGGACUUCCCGUCAACUGCACGAUACCAUCACGCCCUAUCUUUUCGGGCUGGAUGCCAGGUACAACGGAGCCUCUGCUCUUCUCAUCUCUGCAAAGAGAAACAUCCUGUCUGCCGUCGCCAAGUCUUUAGACGCCGGAGCUGAUGUGAACGUCAUUGAUACGACGGAACCUAUCUGUGAAAAGGCACAACCACGACCAAGACGAUACCAGCCACCAGACCCGGAAGAGCAGAGAUGGGAACACGAACCUAUCACGCUGACAGCGCUUCACUGGGCAGCCCUUCUAGGACAUGAACAGGUUGUCGAUCUGCUUCUUGACUGGGGCGCUGAUGUUGGGCACUCUGGGCAGACUUGUGUCGGGAUCAACGCUUCAUCGCCAAUUGACUUUACCUGCAAGUCAUUCAUUCGCGCUAUGAUUCAGAUUAAAUGUCGAUCUACCGGGAAAGCAUACGCCAGCUGUAGUCUUUAUCUCGAAUACAACACAAAUGCCUUGUACUUUGCGCUUCUGGAGUCUCGCAGCGAGUCGCAACAAGCCAAGACAGCGGCCCGGGCUACAACUGCAAAACGCCUUAUUCAGGCUGGCUCAUCUCUUAUCACGCAUACCGGGGUUGGGCUUCACGCAUUGCAUCAAGCGUGUGCGGACUGGAACACUGAGGUUGUUGAGUGGCUCCUGGAGGAGGUUGGUGUCGAUCCGAAUGUCCCUGAUGCGAUGGACAACACACCGCUUCACCAUGUUGCUAUGUGGCGAGAAUACCCUGCAAACCUUGACCCGGGACCGGUAAUUCGACUACUCGUAGAGCGAGGAGCCGAUAUCAACGCAAGGAAUGCCGAUGACGAGACACCACUUCAAGCUUGUUUCCGAAGGAAGAGCCGUUACAGUCAGGCUGCAUACUGGGUCACCAUUGAGCUUAUCAAAGGGGGAGCGUCCUUACCUGAUGCCAUCUCUAGGGAUAAGAAGAGGCCCUACCUUGAACGGGACGAGAUGGAUCGGGUGCUGCAAGAAGCUAGAGCUGGGGGCUUGGCAAAGAGGUUGGAUGAGCCCGAGGACCUAGAGGAGAGGAAAGAAAGGGCCUUCAAGAUGGCUACCCACUGGGUCUACAGCCGGGCGAAUUUUGGCAAGUCGGUUCCUGAAGAGGUGGCUGCUUGGAGUCAAGCACAGUGGCGGCGGUAUUGGAUAGAUACGACGAUGGGGUGGCAUUGUCACAAUGCGAAUUGUAGGGACUAUGGCGAAGAGCCACCUGAUCUGGAAGUUUUGUAA